AUGGGGCUGUGGCUGUCUGAGGCUAGUGAGGAUGUGGUCUCUAUAGUUGUUGUUUUCACCUCAAAUCAGUCAAAGAAGCAGUUUAGUUCCUCUGCCAAUUCUCUAAACGACGCAUUAAAGGCUAUCAGUGUGAGUACAGAGCUGAUUGACGAAGAGCUCAAGUGUCAUUUGGAUACAGUGUUAACUGCGCUGCUAGAAAAGAAGAAAGAUGCUGCUGUUGAGAUUGUCAGAAGUGGGAUUCUACCCACACUGGCUCAGGCCUUACGGAGUAAAAGCAGCCUGAGCUGCCAGGUGGCUCUGGUGGUAGCAGAGAUGGCACGAGAAGCUGCAGUCAGGGAGCCGUGCAUCGAGGCAGGCCUGGUAAAAGUGCUGGUUCCCCAUCUGAACAGCAAUAACCAGGAAAUGCUGCUGAACACUGGCCGGGCCAUUGGGCGCAUCUGUUUUGACAACUCAUACCAACAGGAGCAGUUAGUCCAGACUGGUGUAAUCCCUCGACUGGUGUCCAUAAUGAGGGAGUAUCCAGAGAACGACCCCCUGGUCAACGUCUGCCUGCUGGCACUCUGUAACCUGGUUGACUUGGACUCUGCAAGGGAGGCCCUGGCAGAGCUGGAUGUGGCAGAUGUACUAACCAUUCAGCUGAAACGUGCUCCUGAUGCUGAACGCCGACAUGUCAUCUUGGAAAUCCUGGGCUCACUGGGCGAGAGUGAUAUACUGAAGCUGCAGUUUGCAGAGUCAGGAGUACCAGAGGCUUUAUCAGAGAUGAUUCGUGGUCUGCAGGGAGGUUCUGACCCACAUGACCUCUGCAGCAUCAAGAUUGCUUCCAACCUCAUAGUGUCUCUGCUUUUAGGAGAUGAGUCUAUGCAGAAGUGUUUUGGUGAGGGAUCAGGUCUGGUGUAUCAGGAUGUUCUGUCCUGGCUACAGAGCUCCAACACCCAGCUGCAGCUGUCAGGAGCCCUCGCCAUCGCAAACUUUGCCAGAAACGACAGUAACUGUGUGAAGAUGCUGGACCUUGGUGUGGUUCCUCACAUCCUGACGUUGUUGGAGCAGCAUGUAGACGAAGGAGAUGUGUCUGUUCAACAUGCCGGACUGAGUGCGCUCAGAAACCUAGCGAUUCCUGCUACCAACAAAGUGAGGAUGCUGGAGGAUGGGGUGACUGAAAGAAUAAAGACCUUGCUGCGCUCUGACAUGCCACCAGUUCAGUUCAAACUGCUGGGUACACUGCGGAUGAUGGUAGAUGGACAAGAGGAGGCGGCCUUAGCGCUAGGAAGAGAUGCUGUGCUGCUAGCUCGUAUCAUGGAGUGGUGUGAAGCCAAAGACCAUGCAGGAGUUCGAGGUGAAGCCAGUCGCCUUUUGGCUGCCCUCAUCAGACAUAGCCGCAACCCUGAAGUUGUUCGUGCUGUAGCCAGAGCGGAUGGGGUUCGGCACCUUAUCUGUAUGGCAACAAGUGAGCAUGUCAUCAUGCAGAAUGAGGCCCUGGUCGCCCUGGCGAUAGCAUCUGCCAUUGACAUUGAGUCGAUGAAGGAUCCAGUCAGGGAGGCAGAGCUGUUACACAUGCUGAAGAAGAUGUUGGAGGAUUCUACGGGAGCAGUUGAGGUCAAGUUCAGUGCUUUAGGUCUCAUCUGCAGCCUCGCUAACUCUGGUGUGAUGAAGGACGAGCUGAACACCAUGAAUAUGAGGGAAAGCCUCAUUAAACUGACAGAUCAUAGCAGCGAUAAACUUGCCUCGCAGGCCAGCUCUGUACUGACAGUUCUUGGUGACACCAGCUAGAUGGGCACCCUGCAGCAACGGAGAAUCUCAUCUGUUGAAUGGAUUUAUCCAGCUUUGUCAAAGACAUACUUUGAUUCAAAUGAUCUUACUGCACAGAUAUUGAAAACUGACUUCUGAAAUGUCACCUGUUUUGUGGCAGUAAAGGGCUGAAGGGCCUUGUUUUGGUAGCAGUCUGAUUCAUGUUGUCUAUGUGAGAGAGAAGUUAGUCUCAUUAGUUAUGUAUGUCAUUGCCUCUUGACAAAACUUUCUUUUUGGCAAGAGGCAUUUAAUAUUUUAUUUUUUAGAUACAUGAUGGUGCAAAUGCUGUUAUGUCACUAAUAUUUGAAUAGAUUUUUAAAAAAAUGUAAUGGUAAAAUUAGGUCUACAGUCAUGGCAGCGCUGCAAUAUGAUCUUUAGGUACUUUAUUGUUGAAUAUGAAUAGCUGUACAAAAUUUCACAGAAACCUGGCCAGUACUAGUAGUAUUAUCUUGCCCUGGACCAAAGGGGUGGGUAGAUGAACAAAUGGACCAAAGUUUCCUUGUUUGGGCUCAGCUAGAAGGCGAAAAUUUGGAAUGUACUGACUGACCAUUGUUCUUGUUUAACAGUUCAGU
Messenger RNA from Stegastes partitus (bicolor damselfish), 2357 nucleotides. Its product is annotated as rap1 GTPase-GDP dissociation stimulator 1. NCBI's taxonomy places the organism in Eukaryota, Metazoa, Chordata, Actinopteri, Pomacentridae. The coding region runs from base 1 to 1767 and encodes 588 amino acids. The record is from RefSeq and is a predicted model, not a curated record. Gene Ontology annotation, molecular function: guanyl-nucleotide exchange factor activity; protein binding. The transcript is spliced from 14 exons. Gene Ontology annotation, biological process: positive regulation of GTPase activity.